AUGGUUCUCGGGCUGGCGUCAGCUGAAUGUUUCCAGCAGCAUUUCACAGCCGACACCUUCUGCUGGCACACACCCUGCACAGGCUGCAAGGGUGCACCAUGCACCCAGAUGGAGAGGGGUGAAAACCCCAGCAGCGCAGGGAGCAGGAGCUCCUAUGGGGAUGAGCAUGGAGUGGAGGGCGGGAGAACUGCUGCAGUGCCAAGCUUUGCGCUGGAACAGACAUUCCUGCAAAAAUGUGUGGACUGUGCAUUUAACAGUAAUAGUUCCACCCAAAAGGGAGAUGAUGAUUAUGAAGAUUACACUUCAAAUAAGACUUGGGUUUUGACUCCCAAAGUCCAUGAGAGUGAUGUGACUCUUAUUUUAAAUGGCUUGCUGGAAGGAUACGACAACAAAUUGAGACCUGACAUAGGAGUUAAACCGACAAUAAUUCACACUGACAUGUAUGUAAAUAGCAUCGGCCCUGUGAAUGCUAUCAAUAUGGAAUAUACAAUUGAUAUAUUUUUCGCCCAAACGUGGUAUGACAGACGUCUGAAGUUCAACAGCACCAUAAAAGUGCUCAGAUUAAACAGUAACAUGGUUGGGAAGAUCUGGAUACCAGACACAUUUUUCCGAAAUUCCAAGAAGGCUGAUGCUCAUUGGAUAACAACUCCUAACAGGAUGCUCAGGAUCUGGAAUGAUGGCAGAGUCUUGUACACAUUGAGGCUGACAAUUGAUGCUGAGUGUCAGCUACAGUUACACAACUUCCCAAUGGAUGUUCACUCUUGCCCACUGGAAUUUUCAAGCUAUGGCUACCCUAGAGAAGAGAUCAUUUACCAGUGGAAGCGCAGCUCGGUGGAGGUGGGGGACACCCGCUCCUGGAGGCUUUACCAGUUCGCCUUUACAGGACUAAGAAACACAACUGAGGUGGUGAAGACUACUUCAGGAGACUAUGUAGUCAUGUCUGUCUUCUUUAACCUGAGCAGGAGAAUGGGUUAUUUCACUAUUCAGACCUACAUUCCCUGCACACUUAUUGUUGUCCUGUCCUGGGUCUCUUUCUGGAUUAAUAAGGAUGCAGUUCCAGCCAGAACAUCACUGGGAAUUACAACUGUCCUGACAAUGACCACCCUGAGCACAAUUGCUCGUAAAUCUCUUCCCAAGGUCUCCUAUGUGACAGCAAUGGAUCUCUUUGUGUCAGUCUGCUUUAUUUUUGUGUUCUCUGCACUGGUGGAAUAUGGAACUUUGCAUUACUUUGUCAGCAACAGAAAGCCAAGCAAGGAUAAAGACAAAAAGAAGAAAAACCCAGUAUGUAUCUUUCUACCAGCACCUACUAUUGACAUCCGCCCCCGAUCAGCUACUAUUCAAAUGAACAAUGCUACUCACCUCCAAGAAAGGGAUGAAGAAUAUGGGUAUGAGUGUCUUGAUGGCAAGGACUGUGCCAGUUUUUUUUGCUGCUUUGAGGAUUGCCGGACGGGAGCGUGGAGGCACGGCAGAAUACACAUCCGCAUUGCCAAAAUGGACUCCUAUGCCCGCAUCUUCUUCCCAACUGCCUUCUGCUUGUUUAACCUGGUGUAUUGGGUAUCAUAUCUGUACCUUUAAAAGCAGUAGGAAAUCAGUGAUAUGAGCCUUACUCACUGAAUUUCUUUGAGAGAUGGUUUCCUAAAUCCACUUGAAGUAUUUAUGAUGCGCUUUAUAGUGGUCUGAAUUCUUUAGUGCCAUAAUCCCGUAAAAAUCAGUCAUAUCAUUUGUCCAAAAAUUGCCAUCGGGUCAUUGUGAAUUACAUGUCCAUUCCACAUGCCAAAAUAAUUUAAAAAUAAAUCAUGCCAAUAGGUAAUAUACACCUAUACCUUCUGGAAUAGAUAGAAACAGGGCAGACAGGGCAAGGGGAGCACAGCAACAACAUAAUAGUUGACACUGUGAUUCCAAACAGGAGUGAGAGAGAGAAGAAUUCCCAGGUAAAGUGCUGUACAGUUUGUUAACACUGGCUAUAAUUAUGCUAUAGCUUUAUUCUCUGUGGGCUUUUCUUUUUGGAAGAGUCAUCUCUCACUUUGAAUAGGUAUUAUUAAGCUAGGAAAAUUAACUUCUACUCCCACCAAAAUGAAAACAGACCUUUCCCUUUGCCAUCCCUUUAAGAGCACAUGUACAAUGCUGUAAAUAUUUCAAUACCUUAUAGUACGUAAAGUCUAGUGCAUGCAUCUUUUGGGGGCCAAAAUAAAUGAAAAAAAGGUACCAUAAAGUUUUGUCUUUUAUUUUGUGUCUCUGGAUGUGCUAUUGUAAUUGAAAUGUGGACAAACCUAAUUUUCUUUUUUUUCUUGAAAAAUUGCCCCUCUCCUUCAUGCAUGGAAGAUCCAAGCAGACAGCACUGUCAUGCAAGAUAUUAGAGAAGCCUUAAGGAUUCAACUAAAUAACAUAUAGACAAAUCUGUAUGGCCAAUAUAAUAGCUCAUAAAGUGUAAUAUAUGUGUCCUCUGCAGUCGUAGACUUCAUUUCCCAUUGAUAAUGUUGCUAUAUUUCAACUGAAUCUCCAGUAAUUAUACAUUGCAAGAUCAGCUUCCAAAUUAAAUCCAUGUGCUUCUAUUGUUCUUUUCCUAUGUUGAGCUCCACUUUUGUCCUUACACAAGUGUUUGUGGGGGUCUUUUAUUCUUUAAUCUAGUACAGGAAAUAGCUUUUAUUCUAGACAGUUUUUUUACAUAAGAGCUUCAAGUUAAUUUCAAAACAUUAGUCCUUCUAUUGUAUAUACACACACACACACACACAAUUCUCUGCCCAUUCAUGUCUUUAAUCAGCAAUAGUUGUUGUCAGUGCUGCUUUCACUCAGUGAGUACCUUUAUUAGAACAAACCUUUACCAUGGCUAGCACAGGGUUUAUAGAUAGCCUUGAAAAUGGAAGGGAACAGAGUGUGUCCUGGCUACUAAAUCACACGUAUGAAGUUAUGUAAGUAUUUAAAACCUUCAGCCCACCUGGGUUAAUCUUGAAAACCACUGGUUUUCAGAACCUGUAUGAUGCUCAAUUAUGCAACCUUAAGCACAUGUAAAUAUGACUGACAGUUUUGGGGUUUUUUUUUUCAAUUGUCAAAGAUGCAAAAUGCCACCUCCAGAAAAGUGGGCUUGAGGCUUGAAAAGGGAGACCUAUAACUUAUCACUACAGAAUUAUUAUUAAUUUAAAUGGAGGAAAAGGAAAGUUUUCCAAUGUUUGUAUAGUUUUGGAAAUAAAAAUGUAUAAAAAAGGAAUAUCUCUUGAUCAUCAAUUGCUCCUAGUCCAAUGUAUUUGAAAACAUUUUAAUAAAGGAAUUGCACACACCUGUGGACUUUUUCAAUAAAACUGCUGCACUCAA
Messenger RNA from Cyanistes caeruleus (blue tit), 3309 nucleotides. The record is from RefSeq and is a predicted model, not a curated record. NCBI's taxonomy places the organism in Eukaryota, Metazoa, Chordata, Aves, Passeriformes, Paridae.